Molecule: messenger RNA, 10393 nt
Organism: Xenopus laevis (African clawed frog)
Lineage: Eukaryota; Metazoa; Chordata; Amphibia; Anura; Pipidae
Gene: flnb.L
Product: filamin B L homeolog
Exons: 47
Coding region: 118-8019 (2633 amino acids)
Biological process (GO): actin cytoskeleton organization
Cellular component (GO): cytoskeleton
Molecular function (GO): actin filament binding
Source: RefSeq, a predicted model, not a curated record
GGUUGAAGCUGCCGCACAUGCGCAGUUGUCGCUGCCCGCCAGUGUGCGAAGAGGCUUCAGCAGUAGCGGCUGCAGCAGGAGCCGUGAGUCGGAGCAGAUCGGAGCGACCCCAGUAAAAUGCCGGUGACUGAGAAGGACCUGGCCCAGGACGCGCCAUGGAAGAAGAUCCAGCAGAAUACAUUCACCCGCUGGUGCAACGAGCAUCUCAAGUGCGUCAAUAAGCGCAUCGGAAACCUGCAGACCGACCUGAGCGACGGGCUGCGACUAAUCGCACUGCUGGAGGUGCUGAGCCAGAAAAGGAUGUACCGCAAGUACCACCCGAGACCCACCUUCAGCCAAAUGCAACUGGAGAACGUGUCUGUGGCUCUGGAGUUCCUGGAGAGGGAGAACAUCAAGCUGGUGUCUAUAGACAGCAAAGCCAUUGUGGACGGUAACCUGAAGCUGAUCCUCGGCCUGAUAUGGACCCUCAUUCUGCAUUAUUCCAUCUCCAUGCCCGUUUGGGAAGAUGAAGGCGACGAGGAAACCAAGAAACAGACACCAAAGCAGAGACUUCUGGGCUGGAUCCAGAACAAAAUCCCUCAGCUGCCAAUCACCAAUUUCAGCCAGAACUGGCAGGAUGGAAAGGCACUGGGAGCUCUGGUGGAUAGCUGUGCCCCAGGUUUAUGUCCUGAUUGGGAGUCUUGGGAUCCUAAGAAGCCAGUGGAGAAUGCCAGGGAGGCUAUGCAGCAAGCUGAUGAUUGGCUGGGAGUCCCUCAGGUGAUUACCCCAGAAGAAAUCAUCGAUCCGAAUGUUGAUGAACACUCUGUAAUGACCUACUUGUCACAGUUCCCUAAGGCCAAGUUAAAGCCUGGGGCACCCUUGAAGCCCAAACUGAACCCGAAGAAAGCCAGAGCUUAUGGAUUAGGUGUUGAACCAACAGGCAAUAUGGUGAAAAGAACAGCACCGUUUACUGUGGAGACCAUCAGUGCAGGGACUGGCGAGGUUCUGGUGUACAUAGAAGAUCCAGAGGGAAACAGGGAAGAGGCCAAGGUCACCGCAAACAAUGACAAGAACAAAACAUUUUCAGUGGAGUAUGUCCCUAAAGUUACAGGCGUUCAUAAGGUCACGGUUCUGUUUGCCGGGCAGCAUAUUUCCAAGAGUCCGUUUGAGGUCAAUGUUGAGAAGGCUCAGGGAGAUGCCAGUAAGGUCACCGCCAAAGGGCCAGGCUUGGAGCCUACAGGAAACACUGCCAAUAAGCCGACUUAUUUUGACAUUUAUACAGCAGGAGCCGGUGUAGGGGACAUUGGCAUUGAAGUGAUUGAUCCCCAGGGCAGGAACAACACCGUAGAACUGGCGCUGGAGGAUAAAGGCAAUUGUGUCUAUCGAUGUACCUACAAGCCCUUGAAAGCUGGACCUCACAAUAUCGCCCUCAACUUUGGAGGUGAAGCCACCCCAAAAAGCCCUUACCUGGUCAAUAUCGGUGAAGCCUGCAACCCCAAUGCCUGCCGAGCCAACGGACGUGGCCUGCAGCCCAAAGGCGUCAGAAUCCGAGAAACUGCUGAUUUUCGGGUCGACACGAAAACUGCAGGAAGUGGCGACCUUCAUGUUUCUGUCAAAGGGCCAAAGGGUUUGGAUGAGGUGCUGAAACAGUCGGAUUCCUUAGACGGACUCCAUUCGUUAGAGUAUUAUCCCACAACUCCCGGCAAGUAUGUGGUCGCCAUCACGUGGGGCGGUCAUCACAUCCCUAAGAGUCCAUUUGAGGUCCAAGUUGCCCCAGAAGCUGAGGACCAGAAGGUACGUGCUUGGGGCCCGGGACUGUAUAGCGGUAUGGCUGGAAAGGCUGCUGAUUUUGUGGUGGAGUCAGUUGGCACCGAGGCUGGCUGCUUAGGUUUUGCCAUAGAAGGUCCCUCUCAAGCCAAAAUCGAAUGUGAAGACCAAGGUGAUGGGUCAUGUGACGUCAGAUACUGGCCAAAGGAGCCGGGGGAAUACGCCAUUCAUAUAAUGUGUGAUGAUGAGGAUAUUAAACACAGUCCAUACAUGGCUCUGAUCCAGCCGGCUGCCUCAGACGUAUAUCCAGAUAAGGUGAAAGCUUAUGGCCCAGGACUGGAGACAACUGGCUGCAUUGUUAAUACUCCUGCGGAAUUCACUGUAGAUCCAAGAGAUGCAGGAAAUGCAGCGUUAAAGAUCUACUCGCAGGAUGUGGAAGGGAAUCCGGUGGAUAUUGAGACCAAAGAGAAACCCGAUGGUACUUACGCCUGCUCCUACACUCCUGCCAAACCAAUUAAACACACACUGGCUGUCACAUGGGGCGCGGUCAGUGUACCUAACAGUCCUUUUAGGGUCAAUAUAGGACAAGGCAGCCACCCACAUUUGGUAAAGGUUUUUGGCCCCGGUGUGGAAAAAACUGGUUUGAAAGCAAAUGAGCCAACUCACUUUACAGUCGACUGCACCGAAGCAGGAGAAGGUGAUGUGAGUGUCGGAAUUAAAUGCGAUGCUCGUGUGGUCAGCGAGGAGGAGGAAGAUAUUGACUUUGAUAUUAUUCCCAAUGCUAAUGACACAUUCACUGUGAAGUAUAUGCCACCGGCUGCAGGACGUUACACCAUUAAAGUGCUCUUUGCCGGAGAAGAAAUUUCUGAAAGUCCUUUUAGAACCAAAGUCGAUCCCUCACACGACGCCAGCAAAGUGAGGGCCGAGGGCCCAGGACUGAGUAAAUCUGGUGUUGAAAACGGGAAACCAUCACAUUUUACAGUCUAUACCAAAGGUGCAGGGAAGGGGCCGGUUGACGUAUCGUUUACUGGAGCAGCACCAGGGGAUGCAGUGAAAGACUUUGAGAUCAUAGACAACUACGAUUAUUCACACACUGUCCGAUACACUCCAAUACAGCAGGGCAACAUGAAAGUGUCUGUAAAUUACGGCGGUGACCCUAUUCCCAAGAGUCCGUUUACCGUAGGGGUGGCAGCGCCGCUGGACUUGAACAAGAUCCGAAUAAAUGGCCUGGAGAGUAGAGUGGAGGUUGGUAAAGACCAGCAAUUUAUUGUGGAUCCUAAUGGAGCUGGUGGACAAGAAAAACUGGAGGUGAAGAUCUCCAGCCCUAGCCGAAAAUCAGUCCCGUGUCUUAUAGAACCUGUUCCUGGUAAAGAGUGUAGCACUGUGAAAUAUAUUCCCAAAGAGGAGGGUCUGUACAAUGUGGAUGUGAGUUAUGAUGGGAAUCCAGUUCCUGGGAGUCCAUAUGUCGUGGAAGCCACUUUGCCUCCUGAUCCAUCAAAGGUUAAGGCUUAUGGACCAGGUCUUAAAGGGGGUCUUGUUGGAAAGCCUGCUGAGUUUACCAUUGAUACAAAAGGAGCUGGAACUGGUGGCUUGGGUUUAACUGUUGAAGGACCUUGUGAAGCAAAGAUUGAAUGUUCUGACAAUGGUGAUGGAACUUGUUCUGUCUCCUACCUCCCUACUACACCAGGAGAAUAUUUUGUUAAUAUCCUUUUUGAGGAAACCCACAUUCCGGGGUCACCUUUUCAAGCAAAUGUAGAAAUGCCCUUUGAUCCUUCCAAAGUAAUCGCCACGGGUCCAGGCCUUGAGCAUGGCAAAGUAGGAGAAGCAGGCUUGAUUCAUGUGGACUGUUCCCAGGCAGGACCAGGUGACCUGACAGUAGAGGCUGUCUCUGAUUCUGGGUCAAAGGCAGAGGUAAAUGCACAGGACAACAAAGAUGGGACAUAUACAGUCACCUACGUGCCACUUUUUGCUGGCAUGUAUACGCUGGCAUUGAAAUAUGGUGGAGAACAAGUGCCAAAGUUCCCUGCCCGAGUUAAAGUUGAUCCAGCAGUGGAUACCAGUGAAAUCAAAGUGUUUGGACCAGGAAUAGAAGAAAAAGGAGUUUUUAGAGAAGCUACAACUGACUUUACUGUGGAUGCCAAAUCACUAACCAAAGUUGGGGGCAAUCACGUCAAAACCAAAAUCACCAAUCCAUCUGGAGCAUCCACCGAUUAUCUUUUCAGAGACAAUGGAGAUGGAACUUACUACGUGGAGUACACUCCCUUUGAAAAAGGUGUUCAUACAGUUAAGGUGACCUAUGAUGACGAACCUGUCCCCAACAGCCCAUUCAAAGUGGGAGUGACAGAAGGGUGCUACCCUGCCCGUGUAAAAGCCCAAGGUGCUGGACUCUCAGAGGCUGUGACAAACAAGACAAACAUGUUCUCAGUCAUUACAAGAGGGGCUGGGAUUGGGGGUCUGGGAAUUACUGUUGAAGGACCCUCGGAAUCCAAAAUGUCUUGUAAAGACAACAAGGAUGGCAGCUGCAGCGUGGAAUACACACCAUAUGUCCCAGGGGACUAUGAUGUGAAUAUUACAUAUGAUGGAGAGCAUAUUUCAGGCAGUCCAUUCAGAGUGAAAGUGAAAGAUGCCGUGGAUCCCAGCAAUGUCAAGACAUCGGGGCCUGGGCUUGGCACAGCGGUACGAGCGAAAAUCCCUCAACAGUUUACUGUGGAUACCAGCAAAGCCGGAAUUGCUCCCCUGGCAGUGCAAGUGACAGGACCAAGAGCUGAGGCAGAUUUGCUAACAAGACGCAACCCUCUGCAAGCCCUCUCAGAUUUCUUUAAAGGUGAACUCAAGCGAAACGCCAGUGAGCCAGGUACGGUGGAACCGGUAGACAUAGUGGAUAAUGGAGAUGGGACUCACACAGUGAGUUAUACGCCCACGCUGGAGGGCCCCUACACCGUUGCUGUCCAGUAUGCAGAUGAAGAGAUCCCACGAAGUCCCUUUAAGGUAAAGGUCUUGCCAACAUACGAUGCCAGCAAGGUGACUGCCAGUGGUCCCGGGCUCUGCGCUCAAGGAGUUUCCGCCAGCCUACCAGUUAAUUUUGCUGUAGAUGCCAAGAAUGCAGGACUAGGACCUCUGUCUGUCCAAAUCACGGAUCAAGAAGGGAAGCCAAAGAAAGCGCAGAUUCAGGACAACAAUGAUGGCACCUAUUCUGUAUCUUACAUCCCGGACAGGACUGGACGCUACCACGUUGCUGUGAAAUAUGGAGGAGAUGACAUCCCUUAUUCCCCAUACAGAAUUCGUGCCAUGUCCAUAGGAGAUGCCAGCAAGUGUUCCGCAGCAGGUCCUGGCAUCCAGGCAGCAGUAAAAACAGGGGAGGAAGUUGGUUUUGUGGUCGAUGCCACAACCGCUGGUAAAGGGAAAGUCACGUGCAGCAUCCUCGGCCCAGAUGGGUUGGAGACUGAAGCAGAUGUGAUUGAGAACGUGGACGGCACUUAUGACAUUUACUACACUACAGCUAAAACUGGACCCUAUGUCAUCCGUGUUCGUUUUGGUGGAGCUGACAUCCCCAAUAGCCCCUUCACUGUAAUGGCUACAGAUGAAGUCCCCGUUCAGGUGCAGCAGCAGUCCCUUAGUGCAUGUCCUCCAGGCUACCAGUCCUUGGUAUCGGAGACGGAUUAUGCUCCAGUUGGCUCAAUGAAUGGUCUGGAUUUCCGGCCUUUCGAUUUGGUUAUUCCAUUUGCCGUAAGAACGGGGGAGAUAACAGGGGAAGUUCACAUGCCUUCCGGGAAGACGGCCCCCGCAGAUAUUGUGGACAAUAAAGAUGGCACAGUGUCUGUUCGAUAUGUUCCCACAGAAACUGGACUGCAUGAGUUAGCCAUUAAAUGUAAUGGAGCUCACAUUCCAGAAAGCCCACUGCAGUUCUUCGUGAAUUAUCCAAACACAGGAAGUGUCUCUGCAUAUGGACCAGGCCUAAUAUAUGGGGUCGCCAAUAAGCCAGCCACAUUCACCAUUAUAACUGAAGAUGCUGGAGAAGGAGGCCUGGAUCUGGCAAUAGAAGGGCCUUCCAAGGCAGAGAUCAGCUGCAUUGAUAACAAAGAUGGCACAUGCACUGUGACAUAUCUGCCCACCCUUCCAGGAGAUUAUAACAUCCUAGUGAAAUAUAAUGACACGCACAUCGCUGGAAGCCCAUUCAUUGCUAAAAUCACAGAUGAUAGCAGGCGGCGCUCACAAGUAAAACUCGGUUCCACAGCAGACUUUUUAUUGGAUAUCACUGAGACUGAUCUGAGCCUUCUGUCAGCUAGUAUAAAAGCCCCAUCCGGCCGUGAUGAGCCCUGUCUUCUGAAAAGGCUUCCAAACAACCAUAUUGGAAUCUCCUUCAUCCCACGCGAAGUUGGGGAGCACUUAGUCAGCAUUAAGAAAAAUGGCCGGCACAUACCCAACAGUCCUAUAUCCAUCAUGGUUUACCAGUCAGAAAUAGGGGAUGCUAGCAAGGUGAAAGCCUUUGGGCCAGGUUUGAUUGAAGGGCGAACGUAUGAGAUGUCAGAUUUUAUUGUGGACACCAGAGAGGCAGGCUAUGGAGGGCUCUCACUGGCAGUGGAAGGACCCAGUAAAGUAGACAUCCAAACAGAGGACCUAGAGGACGGCACAUGCCAGGUCUCCUAUUGUCCAACAGAACCAGGAGUUUACAUUGUAUCCAUCAAGUUUGCAGAUGAACACAUUCCAGGAAGCCCAUUCACAGCCAAAGUGAUUGGGGAGGGAAGAGUGAAGGAGAGCAUCACACGCAGGAGGAAAGCACCAUCUGUGGCCUCAGUGGGUGGACUUUGCGAGCUCAACCUGAAAAUACCAGAAAUUGACAGGCAAGAUUUGUCUGCAGAGGUUAUCAGCCCAUCAGGAAGGAAACAAGAAGCAGAGAUUGUUGACCUUGGACAGAACACAUCGUGUGUGCGUUUUGUACCACAAGAGACAGGGAUCCACACUGUGAGUGUAAGAUAUAGAGGGGAGCAUGUGCCAGGGAGCCCAUUCCAAUUCACAGUGGGACCCCUGGGAGAAGGUGGAGCUGAGAAAGUGAAGGCUGGAGGCCCUGGAUUGGAAAGAGGGGAGGCCGGAGUACCGGCUGAAUUCAGCAUAUGGACCCGGGAAGCUGGUGCCGGCGGCCUAUCCAUCGCUGUGGAAGGCCCAAGUAAAGCAGAACUUUCAUUUGAAGACCGGAAAGAUGGCUCCUCUGGAGUGUCCUAUGUAGUACAAGAGCCUGGUGACUACGAAGUGAUCAUCAAGUUCAAUGAUGAACAUAUUCCGCAGAGCCCGUUCCUUGUUCCCAUCGUUGCCACGUCGGACGAUGCCCGCCGGCUCACUGUCACCAGCCUUCAGGAAUCUGGAUUAAAAGUUAACCAACCAGCAUCCUUUGCCAUACGGCUUAAUGGUGCUAGGGGCAAGAUUGAUGCCAAGAUGCACAGUCCAUCAGGCGCAGUGGAGGAAUGUUAUGUGACUGAACUGGAACCAGAUAAGUACGCUGUACGCUUUAUGCCCCGGGAGAAUGGCAUCCAUAUGAUAGACGUCAAGUUUAACGGGAGCCACGUUCCUGGCAGUCCAUUUAAGGUCCGAGUAGGGGAGGCUGGACAGGAAGGAGAUCCAGGGCUAGUUACUGCCUAUGGAGACGGACUAGAGACUGGUACCACAGGUAAACUAUCAGAAUUUAUAAUCAAUACAAGUAAAGCAGGACCAGGCGCCCUGUCGGUGACAAUCGAGGGGCCAUCCAAGGUAACGAUGGAGUGCAAGGAAUGCCCGGAAGGAUACAAAGUUCUCUACACUCCAAUGGCUCCAGGGAUUUACAUGAUUGGAGUGAAAUAUGGCGGGCCCAACCACAUUGUCGGCAGUCCUUUCAAGGCCAAGGUCACAGGUCAGCGCCUUGUGGGUAUCGGUGGCACUAGUGAAACGUCCUCUAUCAUCGUUCAGUCCGUAACCCGAGCUUCCACGGAGACCACGUACAGCGCUUUGCCCAGAUUUGCAUCAGACGCCACCAAAGUGACAUCCAAAGGGGCCGGCCUAUCCAAGGCUUUCUUGGGACAGAAGAGCACUUUUACUGUAGACUGCAGCAAAGCAGGUUCCAACAUUCUGCUGGUGGGGGUCCAUGGCCCCACCCUGCCCUGCGAGGAGGUCUCUAUCAAACACAUGGGGAACAAACACUACACUGUCAAUUACCAUGUGAAGGAGAGAGGGGAUUAUUUGCUGGUGGUGAAAUGGGGUGAAGAGCACAUUCCCGGGAGCCCAUUCCACAUCACUGUCCCAUAAUUCUUGCACCCCUUUAAAAAAAAGGAUUAAAAAAUGCAUAAAAAUGAAUUGAUUAUAUGGAGCUAAGAAUGUCGGGGAGUGGAAAUCAUUCCGUAAAAUUUUAUAUUUGACUUUUUUUUUUUAUACUAGAGAAAUGACAAAUUUUAUGUGCAUUUUAGAAGAUCAGGCAAUAAUUUAAGUAUCCGCCCUUUCAUUUCCAUCCUUCACUGCUUAUGGGUUUAUUUAUGUGUUUAAUAUUAUUAACCCCUGUCGAGCCGAGGGCCCGUGACCACAGAACAGCGGCCAAUGGCGUUCCCAAUGUUUAAAUGAUAUUAAGUGAAUGAAUGAAAAUAAACUGGAAUUAUUCAUUAUCGCAUGAACCAUAACUACUGAUCCCUCCUUCUUUCUUAUCUCUUACCAUGAACCAAUAAAAUCUCUCACUGUGGGUUAACCCCAACUGCCCCCCCCGGGGACUGGUCACAUGUGCCUUUUGUGUACUGACAGUACCCUAAUUAUAAAGAGGGGUUACCUGCCGUGUAGUUUGCAUGCAAGUAAGUAUGAAAGGGUGCCUUAUUGCAUGUAAGAAUGGUAUUUCUGUUUAUAUAUUUAGCGGUGGGAGCUGCCAUACUACUACUAAGGCCCACACUCUUCCCGCCUGUGCUUAAUCUCUGCUUCCGAUUAGGAGACACUUUUCUCAGUUCCACAGCUUGUGCGACACUGUUCGGGUGUAUUUUGUAUAUUGAUCUCUGCUCCGUGUCUAUAUUUCAGAUGUGUGAAUUGGGGUUGAGGUUUUUACUGGAACCAGCACUUUCAUAGUAAAGUUUUACAAGGAACCAAUGUGCAUGGGAUAUGACUUCCAUACAUGACCUACAAGGAAAUAGAGGGCAAAGGCCUUGUGUUUGGGAACCUCUGCCAUCGAGACAUAGCCAACAUAAAGUAGACUGUAUAUGGACAUUUGGACAGUCAGAUAAGGUUUCCUCUAUAUUGCUAAAUCACUACCACAGACCCUGGAAUAUAUUCUGUUUAUAAGUUCACCUUCUAUACUGUAUGAGGGCAUUCCUUCCCAAUUGGUGCCUCCAUAGGCCUCUCCAUAGACCCCUAUAUAGCCUUAUCCAUAGGCCCCUCCAUGGCCUUCUCUAUAGGCCCUCAAUGCCCUUUCCUUAGGCGCCUCCAUGGCCUUCUCCAUCGCUUUUCCAUAGGUCCCUCCAUCACCUUUUCCAUUGGUCCCUCCAUCGAAUUCUCCAUAGGCCUUUCCAUGGCUUUCUCCAUUGGCCCCUCGAUGGCCUUUUCUAUAGGCCUCUCCACAGGUCCCUCCAUCACCUUUUCCGUAGGUCUCUCCAUUGCUUUCUCCAUAGGCCUUUCCAUGGCUUUCUCCAUUGGUCCCUCCAUGGCCUUUUCUAUAGGCCUCUCCACAGGUCCCUCCAUCACCUUUUCCAUAGGUCCCUCCAUGGCCUUCUCCAUAGGCCCCCUGCACGGCCUUCUCCAUAGGCCCCCUGCACGGCCUUCUCCAUAGGCCCCCUCCAUGGUCUCUCCAUAGGCCCCCUCCAUGGCCUUUUCCAUAGGCCCCCUCCAUGGCCUUUUCCAUAGGCCCCCUCCAUGGCCUGUUCCAUAGGGCCCCUCCAUGGUCUCUCCAUAACCUCCGUGGGCUUUUAUGGCUGUGUAGGUAUUCAAGAGGCCCGUGGAGCAGAUAGAAUACGUAUCUCCACCUCUCACUUCUAGAACUCAGAGGAAUACUAGACACUGGGGGCAGAUGGACCUUCUUUAACUCUUGUGUGAAGCUGUUGAUUGGUUGAGAAAAACAAUAUGGCAGCUCCAGAGAAGGUAUAUUCAGUGCUCAGAAUCCUCAUAACAAAUGGAAUUAAAGGCACCUUAUUAUCUGGUAUGAGCUGGGAUACGUUUUAUAUUCACCUUUGUAUGAUGACUUAUCUGAAUCAAUGACAUUUCUACUAAAAUACAACUCCCAGCAUCCUCUAACAACCAGGGGCUUCUCAUGUCUUCCUUAGGGGGUUGCUAAGCUGCACAAUAUAAUCACACAUUUUAUCUAUAAUCAAGCUGAACAUACUGCUCUAGUGACCCCUGAAUAUAAAGAUAUUAUAGAGACCGUAACCAUGUGGCAGGGCUUGGGGUUAAUGCCCCGCGGGGGGGUCACUUUCUCACCCGAUGAUAAAAUCUCAAUCUUAAUGACUAAAUUAUUUCCAAGUCCUUUGUAAAGAAUCACUUUCUAUUCACCCGGAGACGCUCCGCCCACUUACCCUCUAUGGUAUUUAGUACAUAACACUAUAUUUGGAAACAUUCGCUGAUGACUUUGUGAUGCUUCCUAUUGUGCUUUGUGCCUCACUGUGAAAUUCUACUUGUAACAAAUAAACUGGAAUAAAUGCUGCAGUCUGCAACACAA